Messenger RNA from Pseudogymnoascus verrucosus, 1572 nucleotides. RefSeq lists its product as uncharacterized. The coding region runs from base 294 to 1370 and encodes 358 amino acids. The transcript has 2 exons. Gene Ontology annotation, cellular component: membrane; cis-Golgi network; endoplasmic reticulum. NCBI's taxonomy places the organism in Eukaryota, Fungi, Ascomycota, Leotiomycetes, Thelebolales, Thelebolaceae. Gene Ontology annotation, biological process: protein retention in ER lumen; endoplasmic reticulum to Golgi vesicle-mediated transport. Gene Ontology annotation, molecular function: ER lumen protein retrieval receptor activity. The record is from RefSeq and is a predicted model, not a curated record.
CUUCGUAGUAGCACAUCCCAAUUGUCUCAGAAUACAACGCAUGUCUCUGUCCAGCUUCCAGCUCCAACUCACCACCAGCUGAGUUAAUCCUCUAUAUCGUUGCAUCGCGCAGCAUCACCAACACAUCCCAUCGUCGCAUCAAGCUCCUGUCGAGCUACCCCGGAUCGUCGUUACUCAGCCUUGCGAUGUCAUAGGCGUUCCAGCCUCGCCACAGUCGUAAUCAAAGCACGACAUACCGUCCCGAACCUCGAGCAUAUACCGAGAGCCUCACGUCGAGAGCCUCUGAAGCAGCCAUGCCUACCGUUAUCGAUGGCUUCGAGGCCCUGUAUUAUAUGAAUAUAUGGCGGAUCCUAGCCGACCUCACGCACUCACUGUCGAAAUGCAUCCUUAUCUUCGCCAUCCACCGCAACCGGAGCUCUGAAGGCGUCUCCGUCAUCUCCCAAGCCCUCUACGCCCUCGUCUUCUGCACCCGCUACAUCGACCUCUUCUGGAAGAACCCCAAGGACAACUACUGGAACUUCAUCUUCAAAAUCUUCUACAUCGUCUCCUCGCUCUACAUCCUCCUCCUCAUGACCCGCAUCUUCGCCCGCACCCGCGAGCGCGAAGUCUCCUACCGCCUCGGCGCAUACAGUCUUCUCGGCGCCCUCGUCCUCUCCCCCUUCAUCACCAUGAUCGCCGAGAAGGCGUGGGGUCCGUCAUUUUCCUAUAUCGUUAUCAACUUCUCCCUCAUCCUCGAGAGUGUCUGCGUUUUGCCGCAACUGCUCUUACUGCGCCAGACUACGGUCCCGACGGUCAUCGACUCGUACUACCUCCUCGCGCUGGGCGCGUAUCGUGCGCUGUAUAUCUGUAACUGGAUCCAGCGUUACGCGUCUGCGGACCCGGUGAAGCCAGAGGCUGUGGCGGUUAUCUUUGGCGUCAUACAAACACUACUAUACGUCGACUUCGCAUGGGUGUACUACUCACGCCAACGCGUGAAGCUGCGCAGCGGCGGAAUCGUAGACGCCGAUGACCUGAGCAAGUCUUGGAUGUUACGGCGAGUUCUUCGCCGCGGCCGGGACAGCGAGGAGAAUGAUGAAGAAGCGAGACCAGCGCUGGGAGAUGAUGGGGAGUAUGAGCAGAACGUGUCCGGGAGGGAGGGGUCGAGGGGACGAGCGGGGGGUUGGGGGAGGAGGGGCAUCAGUGUUAGUGCUGAUGAUGAUGUGCUGGCGGCGGAGAGGGGUGAAGGGAGCCCGAUUGCGGCGGAUGCCAGGAUGAGGGAUCCGGAUGAGUUGGCGAGGAUCUUGCAUGAUGAGGAUGAUAGUGAUGCGGAGGUGACUGGGGCGCCGAAGGCGACGCCGAUUGGAGGGGAGGAGUGGAGGGAUAGGAUUUAGCUUGAUGUGGUGGAAGAGGGGUGGUUGUUUGAUUGAGGAAGUCUUGGGUGUUUGAGACUACAGGGCGAGAUUGUUACUAUACAAUAUGUUAAAUGAAAUGAUAUUAUACCCCCCACUGUGAAAAUACAAUUACCAUUUGGUAUGAUGGGGAUCAAGAAGUGUUUCGUAGAGACCAGCAAUCGAAGAAGAAUUAGAACCUGCG